CCCUCUUUCCGAGGACUUGUUUUCACAAGAGCCAGGAAGCAAGCAACAACAAAAAUCCCCCCUCUGGUUUCAUGAUUCUUCUUCAUCCUCUCGGUCCUCCAUCUUCCUCCUCUGGAACUGGAAUAGGCGAGGAGACAGAACCAGCCAAGCGAUCCCGCUUCUCGCACUCGUCUCGCGCCACCAUUAUUGCCCGCCCAAUCUGACGCCGCCGUAUCCUCGCCUCGCCAUUAUUUUUAGUUUUAUCAUUGCGUCCACGCCUGCUCCACUCCACGCCUGCCCAUCCCACUUUCGCUUCCACGCAAAGGAUUUUUUCCCUUUUUAAAUAUUAUAUAUAUACUACACGGUCUCUGAUCGGUUCAUCCGGCCAAGAUUGUCCGAAGCUUGUGCUUAUUUACUACCUCUUUCCUUUUUUUCCCCUUUCACAAUUUCGGGGGCUUUAUUUCUCUCUCCCCCACGCGUUGCAUCUUCUUGAUGCGUUGCGUCCCGAGUCGAGGCAGACAUCGGAGCCGCGCAGCUGACUUGGUUUAGUUUAGCUCGCGAUUUCUUGAUCCGGCACCGCACCCUGCGCUGCUCAAUUCCGAUUCUUUUAGUUCAGAUUUGAGUAGCAGCAGUGCUUCGGCGACGAUCACUUGAUUGGGUUCCACCAAUUUUUGCCCCCACUGGUGCGAAUUGGGGAUUUCUUACUGUUUGGUGUUUGCUCUGUUGGUAUCGGUGCUGAAAACCAAUUUGGGUUUUGGGUUUCCACUACUGACCAAGCUCACAAACAUUGCUAGCUCCGUCUUCCAAUGGACGAGUCCGGGGAAGCGAGCGUCGGCUCCUUCAGGAUCGGCCCGUCGACGCUGCUGGGCCGCGGGGUGGCGCUCCGCGUGCUUCUCUUCAGCUCGCUGUGGCGCCUGCGGGCGCGCGCGUACGCCGCCAUCUCGCGCGUGCGCAGCGCGGUGCUGCCGGUGGCGGCGUCCUGGCUUCACCUCAGGAACACCCACGGCGUCCUCCUCAUGGUCGUCCUCUUCGCCCUCUCCCUGAGGAAGCUCUCCGGCGCGCGGUCGCGGGCGGCGCUCGCGCGCCGGCGCAGGCAGUACGAGAAGGCCAUGCUGCAUGCCGGGACGUACGAGGUCUGGGCCCGCGCCGCCAAUGUGCUCGACAAGAUGUCUGAUCAGGUCCAUGAGGCGGAUUUCUAUGACGAGGAGCUGAUCAGGAACAGGCUUGAGGACCUCCGGAGGCGGAGGGAGGACGGGUCGCUGCGGGACGUGGUGUUCUGUAUGCGCGGCGAUCUUGUUAGGAACUUGGGGAACAUGUGCAAUCCUGAACUUCACAAGGGCAGGCUAGAGGUUCCUAAGCUUAUAAAGGAAUACAUUGAAGAGGUUUCUAUUCAACUAAGAAUGGUGUGCGAAUCUGACACUGAUGAGUUGCUAUUGGGAGAGAAGCUUGCCUUUGUUCAGGAGACCAGGCAUGCCUUUGGGAGGACAGCCCUACUCUUAAGUGGGGGUGCUUCACUGGGGUCUUUCCAUGUAGGUGUAGUGAAAACAUUGGUUGAGCAUAAGCUUCUGCCUCGGAUUAUAGCAGGAUCAAGCGUUGGUUCCAUUAUAUGUUCGAUUGUUGCUACCCGGACAUGGCCUGAGAUUGAGAGCUUCUUCACAGACUCAUUACAGACCUUGCAGUUCUUUGAUAGGAUGGGUGGAAUUUUUGCAGUGAUGAGGCGAGUCACCACUCAUGGUGCACUGCAUGACAUUAGCCAGAUGCAAAGGCUUCUGAGGGAUCUCACAAGUAACUUAACAUUUCAAGAGGCUUAUGACAUGACUGGCCGUGUCCUUGGGAUCACCGUUUGCUCUCCUAGAAAAAAUGAGCCACCCCGCUGCCUCAACUAUCUGACGUCGCCGCACGUUGUUAUUUGGAGUGCUGUAACUGCCUCUUGUGCAUUUCCUGGGCUCUUUGAAGCUCAGGAACUGAUGGCGAAGGAUAGAUUCGGCAACAUAGUUCCCUUCCAUGCACCCUUUGCCACAGAUCCUGAACAAGGUCCUGGAGCAUCAAAGCGCCGGUGGAGAGAUGGGAGCCUGGAAAUGGAUUUGCCCAUGAUGAGACUCAAGGAGUUGUUUAAUGUAAACCAUUUCAUUGUGAGCCAAACUAAUCCUCACAUUUCUCCCCUCCUCCGAAUGAAAGAGCUUGUUAGAGUCUAUGGAGGGCGCUUUGCUGGAAAGCUUGCUCGUCUUGCUGAGAUGGAGGUUAAGUAUCGAUGUAACCAAAUCCUAGAGAUUGGUCUUCCAAUGGGAGGACUUGCAAAAUUGUUUGCUCAGGACUGGGAGGGUGAUGUCACCAUGGUUAUGCCGGCAACAGUAGCUCAGUAUUUGAAGAUUAUUCAGAAUCCAACAUAUGCGGAGCUCCAAAUGGCUGCCAACCAAGGCCGCAGGUGUACAUGGGAGAAGCUCUCUGCAAUCAGAGCAAACUGUGCCAUCGAACUUGCAUUGGAUGAAUCUAUAGCAGUUUUAAACCACAAACGGAGGCUAAAAAGAAGCAUGGAGAGGACAGAGGCUGCUUUGCAGGGUCAUUCUAACUAUGUUCGACUCAAAACUCCAAGGAGGGUACCAUCAUGGAGCUGCAUCAGUCGAGAGAAUUCUUCAGAAUCUCUCUCGGAAGAGAUUUCAGCAGUUGCUACUUCAACCGCGCAGCAAGGUGCUGCUCUUGUUGUCGGCACAGCCACUCUUUCUCACCAUGUUCGACGCAAUUCUCAUGACGGAAGUGAGAGUGAAUCAGAAACCAUUGACCUUAAUUCCUGGACCAGGAGUGGUGGGCCUCUAAUGAGGACAGCAUCUGCUGACAUGUUCAUCAGUUUCAUCCAUAACCUUGAGAUUGACACGGAAUUAAGUAGGCCCUGUACUGUGGAGGGUGGUACUGCAGGUAUUUCGUCAGAAUCUACCUUCCCAAAUGAUCCACAACCGAACAAUGGCUCAAGUGUUACUACUCCAGGUAGAUGCACAGAAAAUUCUGAGACCGAGGCAUACGACACUGUCAACACCAGAGCCAGUCAGGCUUCUACUCCCACAAGCAUCGCUGUUUCUGAAGGAGAUUUGCUGCAGCCUGAAAGCAUUGCUGACGGUAUCCUGCUUAACAUUGUGAAAAGAGAUGCCUUGCAGGCUCAAAAUGACAGCGUAACUGAAUUGGCCGAAAGCUCCUGCACUGAAACAUAUGCGGAAACUUGUGACACCAUCUCAGGGUCUGGCACUGCUGAAGAUAACAAGGAUACUGCUGACUCAAGCAAUCACUCACUUGAUAUUGAUGCUUUUGUAGUUUCGCAUCAACCUUCAGCUGAUGAUUAGAUUCUUCUUGAUUUGAGAGGUCAUUGUAUAGCAUGCUCACUACAGCAACGCUCACUUGCUCUAUUUAAAGGGCAGGGGUAGCGUAUAUGUACGGAUGCAAAUCGGCAUAUAGGCCACGGGUUUAGGGAUACCCAUACACUAUGUUAAUGUUAAUAUUUGCAUUCAUUGUGAAAUUGUUGGUUGAUGCAUGUGUUAAGAUGUACCGACACGUUUUUGCCAAGUGUUGGAAAAGACAGUUUUUAUCUUUC
Molecule: messenger RNA, 3559 nt
Organism: Sorghum bicolor (sorghum)
Lineage: Eukaryota; Viridiplantae; Streptophyta; Magnoliopsida; Poales; Poaceae
Product: triacylglycerol lipase SDP1
Exons: 4
Coding region: 786-3311 (841 amino acids)
Biological process (GO): lipid metabolic process
Molecular function (GO): triacylglycerol lipase activity
Source: RefSeq, a predicted model, not a curated record